Messenger RNA from Cyprinodon variegatus (sheepshead minnow), 844 nucleotides. RefSeq names its product B-lymphocyte antigen CD20-like. Gene Ontology annotation, cellular component: membrane. NCBI's taxonomy places the organism in Eukaryota, Metazoa, Chordata, Actinopteri, Cyprinodontiformes, Cyprinodontidae. The transcript has 6 exons. The record is from RefSeq and is a predicted model, not a curated record. Bases 129 to 824 code for a protein of 231 amino acids.
CAAAAAAGAAAAAAAAAGAAAACGGAACUUUGCUCCAAACAGGAACUGGGUUGGAAACACUUUCGUCCUCCGUGAUUUGUGUAGAUUAGAAUAAUCUUCGGUCCAAACAGUUUCCAGGAGCAGAAAAGAUGUCUGUGACCAUGAGCAAGACCGAGGGGGUGACUGUGUUCACCCUGACCUCUGACCCUGAUAGCCCCUGGCCUCCUCUGUGUCAGAUCCUGAAGAGCCUGUGCUACAGCCCGGUGGGCUGCUCUGUGUCCCAGAAGCUGAGGACAACCCAGAGGACGUCUCUGUCUGUGCUCGGGGCAAUUCACAUCAUGAUUGGCCUGCUUAAUAUUGGCCUCGGCAUCAUCGUGAGAGUGACAUACAUUUCUCCUUGGUAUCUGGAUUCCUAUUAUCCUGUCUGGAUGGGAUCUCUGUUCAUUGUGUUCGGGAUUUUGUGCCUUCUGUCUGAGAAGUAUCCGAGUCCAUGCCUGAUCGUCCUCAAUGUGAUUUUCAACAUUGCUGGAGCCGCUAUGGCAAUUGCUGCCAUUGUGCUCUACAGCAUAUUUGAGGGAGAUUUUUACUUCUGGUUUUCCUGUGAGGAGAACGAAUACUACGUCGACUACCGGCGACAUACAACCACAGCACCAAGUCCAGGCUCUGAAUACAUCAAGCAAAGAUGCCUGGAGAAUAGAGCUGUGUACACAAUGCUGAUUAGAGGCAUAGUUGGCAUCCUGAUCGUCCUGUCGGUCGUGGAGGUUUGUGUCGCCAUCAGCUCUGCUGUGUUGGAGAUCAAAGCUCUGAAACGCAGCAGAGAGAAGCAGGAGAAGGUGAAGUAUUGAUCAACAAGAUUCAUGUUCAA